Rodentolepis nana is the source of this 1407-nucleotide messenger RNA. The record is from the annotation of a GenBank genome assembly. NCBI's taxonomy places the organism in Eukaryota, Metazoa, Platyhelminthes, Cestoda, Cyclophyllidea, Hymenolepididae.
AUGAAUAGAGAUAGUGGAAUCGGAUCUGCGAGUACCUCGACUUUAGAGAGACAGCUCGCUUCAUCAGAGGAAGGAUCGUCUUCAAUAGACUUAUUUGCUACCUCAACCCCCCUAAGCCACAGGAAUCCAGCCAGACUUUCAGAGGUUUUCCACGAGCCAGGAUCAAGUACAAAGAAUAACCUGGAUAAGAAAAGUCAUCCUUGCCGUUACUGCGACAAAUCAUUUGAUAGACCAUCUCUACUCAUUCGGCAUAUCCGCACUCACACCGGGGAGAAGCCAUGGUCGUGUCCAUAUUGUAAAAAGGGAUUUGCUACUAAAAACGGAAUGAUAAUUCAUGAACGGACGCAUACUGGAGUCAAGCCGUACAAAUGUCCAUUCUGUGCUAGGUCCUUCAAUGCAUGCUCAAACUAUUCCUUCCAUGUUGAUACGCACAAGGGGAGACGAAGACAUCAUUGUGAACAAUGUGGAAAGAAUUUUGUAACUCCUGGGGAUUUAAAAAGGCACAUGUUCACUCAUACUGGGAAUUGGCCUUUCUUCUGUUGUCAAUGUCACAAAGGUUUUGCGACAAUGCGUAGCUUGCAAAGUCACGAGCACGUUCAUAAUAAAGUCAAGCCUUUUGCUUGUAAAUUUUGCACAAGAACCUAUACCACAGAGAGUUCUCUUAAAACCCACAUAAAACGUCACCAAGAAAUAUUUGAUAGAACAAUGAGAGGAGAAGAACUAACUUCAUCGCAGUUAUCAGCUGUUGAGACCAAUGCUGUAGAUAUUCCUUUGGUCUCAUCAACCCACCCUCAAUCAUCAAACCCACUGAAUUCACCUCGAGAGGAAUUUAGACCAAGUCUAAAUCAAAGUCAAGGUCACAAACAGACUCCAUCCCUUCCGCCAAGGUCUUUACCUGAGGAUUACCCUUCAACUCCGUCCGAACCAUAUGAUAUAAAGCCAAGCAUGCCUAUUUCAACAUCGUUUAUGACACCAACACAUACUGGUCAAAUCUAUCAGAAUCAAAAUACUAGUAUGAAGUACAGUCAUUCAUCUCACCUAGAAUGGAGUAAUCAGCCUCCACCAGUGACCUACAGACCUCCAAGAGAAGCAGAUAGUCAGAUUCAACGACUUCAAAGUCAAUUUGAGGGUCUGGGACUUAGAAUGAGCAAUAGGAGUGCCUUCAUGGUUGUAGGAAAGCAUUCAGUACAGUACAGUCAUAAUUUUCCAAAGACGUCUACAAGGCGGACUUCUUCAAGUAAAAUUGUGACAACUAGGCCUUUCUAUUCCCACCAACGUCAUCACCCUCCUCCUUCACAGCAACUUCAACGGUCUCAACCUCUGACACCUUCUCAACCUCCACAGCCAGUCCAUGACGACAUCCCUUUGGAUCUCACUACUAAGGGUCCUCGUGGCCUGAAUAUUUGA